Zootermopsis nevadensis is the source of this 3230-nucleotide messenger RNA. Its product is annotated as protein Wnt-16. Gene Ontology annotation, molecular function: frizzled binding; cytokine activity. Gene Ontology annotation, cellular component: extracellular region. Lineage: Eukaryota; Metazoa; Arthropoda; Insecta; Blattodea; Termopsidae. The record is from RefSeq and is a predicted model, not a curated record. Gene Ontology annotation, biological process: cell fate commitment; multicellular organism development; canonical Wnt signaling pathway.
GGCAUGAGCGAGAGAUCCAAGCCGCUUUGCUUGGUGGCCUCCGACGGCUGUGCACGUAGCAACGACGCGAGCCGGUCUUUCCUGCAUUGUGUUAGUGCGUCUUACUGUCUAUGAUGCCGGCAGCGGGCGAACCAGCCGAGGAUGAAGGGUCCUCAACGUGAAGCGAAAUAAUUGCUUCGAAAUAUUGCAUAUCGUGUGUGGUGUGUUGUGAGGGUGUUUCCAACACCAUGUGGCUAAGGCAUCAACUCGAGGCGCUUUCUGUCUUGACAACACUCCUCCUGCUUCAACGCACCGCCACAGCCAACUGGAUGUAUUUGGGCUUAGAGGGCGUGACGCCACAGCUGCAGCAGCAUCAACCUCAGCCCGCCCCAGGGUCCAAUGAGCCCCAGGAGGACCCACAGCUGGCGGCCGCCACGGCAGUUUGCAGUUCCCUGCCCGGCCUCGUUUCCCAGCAGAUCGAGGUGUGUCUCCAGCAUCCCAGCACCAUCCGUUCGGUGUCCGAUGGCGCGCGCAGAGGCAUCAUAGAGUGCCAGUACCAGUUCCGCAACGAGCGUUGGAACUGUACAACUCGGAACGAUGAGCAGAGCGUCUUUGGUUACAUUCUGGAACGCGGAAGCAGGGAGACGGCCUUUAUAUACGCCGUGACGAGCGCUGGGGUUGUCCACGCCGUCACCCAGGCCUGCAGUUCGGGCAACCUGACAGAUUGCAGCUGUGACUCAACGGGCAAUGGCCUGGAAACCCCGGAGGGCUGGAAAUGGGGAGGUUGCAGUGAUAACCUCAACUAUGGAGUCCAAUUCGCACGCAAGUUCGUCGACGCACCGGAAAGAGUAAAGCCUGCCCCAGAAACGAAGAACAAGAAAGCUUGGAGUGUGAGGAUGAAAAUGAACCUGCAUAAUAACGAAGCUGGGCGACAGGUUGUUUCAUCAUUGAUGAGAAUGCAAUGCCGAUGCCACGGCAUAUCAGGCUCGUGCGAAGUGAAAACAUGUUGGAGGACAAUGCCCUCAUUCACUGAAAUUGGCGACACGCUGAAACAUAAAUAUCGACAAGCCGUUCAGGUAGCCCCAAAAGUACGCAAACGUCUUCGUCGAAAGAACAAGAGCAAAACCAAACGACGUCUGCCUGUUGGAAAAGGCGACCUGGUUCAUAUCCAUAAGUCACCCAAUUACUGUGUGAAUGACCCUCAGAAGGGAAUCCCAGGGACAUCAGGGCGUAUCUGUAACAAGACUUCAGAUGAGCCUGACAGUUGUGACUUGCUGUGCUGUGGUCGGGGAUAUAACACACAGGUAAUAAAACAUGUGGAACGAUGUCAGUGCAAAUUUGUAUGGUGCUGCUCUGUGAAAUGUAAGAACUGCGAGACUCUAAUUGAUCGACAUACCUGCAAGUAAAUAUUAGUUUCCUUCCUUGUACUUUCAUGUUUUCUUGUCAUGUCCAGUGUUUCUUUUAUAAUCAUGCCGAACUAUAUAUAUUCAACGGAAGGUGCAGAAGUGAUGGUGUGUUACAGUGCUAAUGAAAGUGACGUAUGGAAAUUUAUAUACACUCUCUAAAUUCAGGCCUAAGACUUGCCAAGUUUUAUGAGUAAGUUUUUCAUUCAUCACAGAAGAUAAUUGAGAACAUUCUGAAUAUUUGUCUCAGAAUUUUAUCUUUGAAAGAAGAUUUUAAUCUUGGUGAGUAAAAGAAUUUCAUCAACACCGUGUUUUUAAUAUAGUCAUAGUAACAAUCUACCCACACAUUUAUAUUAUAUUUCUGUAACAGUGUUAUCAGUCAGCUUACAUGCAUUCGGUUAGUUUAUUUGAACGCUGAUAGUCAUUUUAUCAUAAUUUUACUGAACCUAGUAGCUUACAGCAAUGAAAGUAUUUCAAAUAACACUGAACUUAUUUUGUGACAAAUACAUAAAAGCUGGCUUUUCCUUGAAAUUUUGUAGGUGGUAGAGAUAUUAAAAGUUUUUUGAAUAUAGCACUUAGAGAAUUGGAUUGGCUUUAUCAAGCAUUAUCUGCAGAUCAUUCACAUAAAAUUGAGAUGAAUAUAAAUAAUUUGAUUUUUAAGAAAUGAGGAUUGGACCAUUGGUAUUUAACAGACUUGUAAUAUUCAUAAAUAAUUCAUUGCAGUAGAGAAUGCAUUGGCAUUCAUUGUAUCAUUAAUGACGACUGAGAAGAAAAUUCUUCACGACUUAGCUAACAGUCCGAACAGGCAAAUUCAAUUAUAUUACCUCAAUUUAAAGCAUCAUGCUAUCAAAGAUUUCUGUCUUCUGGGUUGUUGCGCUGUGUAGUCUGGUCGAUGUUAAUCAACGUUUCAUCGCCCUGAUGACGGAGGCAGUAUGACCUCUGAAACGUUGGUUAACAUCGACCAGACUACACAGGGCAACAACCCAGAAGACUGAAAUCUUCAUGAGUAAUUUUUGUUUUCCAGCUUGCACUAAACACUAUGAAUGUGGAAUGCGAGUGAUCUCACAAAAAUUUAAUCUUGCCAGACUUUUUGGUGAAAUAUUUUGUUAAAUUCGAAGAGCUGAAUUUUUUUGUUAUUACAACCCGUAUAACAGUGACUCUGUUACGGAACAAAUUGUCACAUAAUGAAUAUAUAAUAGGUUCUCUAGACAAAGCUCCUGUCAAACUUAUUUGUUGUGGGUUUGUUCAAACUUGUGGGAGGAGUGACUCAUUCUCAUGAAUCCAGGCCCGUAAAAUAUUCAGUCUAUAAUUUUAAUUAGCAUUAAAUAUUAAAAUUAAAAGUAAAUAUUGUAAUAAAGUUAAAAUUGUAUGAUGGUUUGAUAGAGACUAAACAUAUUAUGUUCCCACUGACCACAAUGUUACGGCUAUCAUACAUUGUUAAUUGAUGGACUGUAAGUGAAGUGUUGAAUAACAGGGAAAAUAUAAAUAAGUAACUAUAAGUUCGAAAGUAAAACAGCAAAACCUCACAAAAUUGUCAUUAUUACUACAUUCUUUAAUGAAAUGCUGGUUGUGUAUAUUUCAUAUGUAUCAUGAAUUUCCUCACAUUAUAUAUGCUCUUAAUAAUACUGUAAAUUAGUAAUUAAAGCUUAAAGCAUUCAGAAUUUUGAAGCAUACCCUGGACUUAAUGAAAGAAGGUAAAAAGUCAAAACAUGAUAAACUGUGUUAUUCUUCCAGCAGAUAUUAUUUUGGUGCAUCAAUUAAUGUCUGAAAAGUGCAACUGUAGACAAACCUAAUAAAUGAUAUAUCAAAACAGUAAAGUAAAGUAAAGUAAAGCUGUCCCACUAUACA